AAAUUAUUUAACGAACGCUACUUCCUUGUUUUCAGCAAGACACACCUAUACACAGCCUAUCGAAGUUGUGAGACGCACCUAGCAUAUCGCGGGAGGAGGAUACCGUCUUUUACAUGGCUGCUGUGGGCAGUGUAGUAUUCACUGUGUUGUUCAAUACGAAAUCAACGCAGAACAAGCCGGUUUAAAGCUACUUUGUCGUAAGUAUAAUGGUGUAAUCAAGUAUGUCUAAUAAACAAUCGAUUGACCUCAGAUAAGAACUGCAAAAGGAAUUAUAACAAUUGGAUGUAAUAAAAAAACAGCCAUGAUCGGAACCUGACGUGACACUAGGGAGAACCUGCUUGAAAUAGAGCCGUCUUCCAAAAAGGAAGGGGAUGGAGUUCCUAAAACCGGAGGAACAUGGAAUUUCAGACGGUUCGAGUUUAAGCAGUGAAAGUGAACAGCAGCUAGGGGUCUAUAACAGCGAAAAGGAGGACAGUAUUCCCCGCUGGAGCCCUGCUGAAGUUUAUGAGCAGGAUGUCCAGCUGGAAAUCAAUGCUAUCAAUGAGCACCAGCAAAACAAUGGGGACGGUAAUACUAGCAUCAGCAGCGAUGAGGGUAUCCACAGUCUCAAAUCAAACAAUAGUGAAACUGAUCCGAAAAUAAUUCAAACUAAAUCACCUGCCGGCUCAAGCGAUCCUCCUAAUGUGUCAAACCAUGAGAUAGAGCAUGCAUUAUCUUCGUCGUUAACAAACAGCAACCCAACGGUUUAUCAUAGAGAGAAUCAACUUGACAGUUCAGACUCACCUUCUGUAGAAGAGGAUGAUCAAGAAACGAUUGUAAAACCGACUCUAACCAUAAGGAAGGGAGCAUAUCCAAUGUUUGCAUAUCGCAAUCCGGUGUUUCAGCUUGAAGAGAAUCAACCUGAAAAUUCACAAUCGGACAGUCCCGACUCUUCGUCACUAUAUAUAACUGGAGGCGAAGCGAUUCCUCCCAAAAAUAUGCAGCCAACAGACACCAAAGAAACCACUUUGAGAGGUAAAAAGAACCUGAGUCGGAGAUCCAAGAAACCGUUAUUUUGCUUGAUGGUAGUGGCAGGGUUUUUAGUAGCCAUUGUCAUCUCUGUAACAGUUUCAAUUGCAACAUCCGGAGCUGCCGAACAACCCAGAGACUGCACUGUUACUCCAGAAGGGGAAACCAGGUGUCCAAUAUCAGGAAAACACGUGGAGGCGGUUCUCCUAAAUGCAAGUAAAUAUGUUAGUGAAGGCGACGGAGAAAUCGUCAUACCCCUCAACGAAACUACCGACACGACCGUGAAUGACAUUCAUUUUUAUGUGAAAGAUGGUGAUUUGUAUUAUUCAAACCCAAAUACAAGCGUCUGUUACAAGGUAGGAAUCUUUCCAGUCGUCCUCCGAAAUGCUAGUGAAAAGAUUUUACAGAGACUUCCCCCCAUAAACAUUGAAAAACAAGGGCUCGAUGAUCCUGUAAAUAUUGAACCGGUGGUAUACAGAAACCUAACAGAUGGACGAGACUAUGUCCUACUCAUAUGCGCUGUUGCGCAUUGCGAUGCAGUGGUUACAACUGCCAAAUUGAUGGUACCCGGAUACAGCAACAUACAGAAACCAAUGUCGUGUACACAUGAAGGAACAACAGACGGUCUUAACACGUGCACCAUAACAAUGACCCAAGAUAGUUUUGAGAACGCUCAAUAUAUCCAGUGCGCUUCCAUGUCGUCAACUACUGAGUCAUCGGUGACAAUAAAUUCAGCAGAUGCCAAAUACAAAGAACCGGUUAGUCCCGAUGCCGUUAUCAGUCACGGACAGAACGCCACAAUCGUACGUCACGUGACCAUUGAUGAACACGACGUUUUAGUUCUGGAAAAAGAACAUAGCAAAUUGGAGUUUCCAACUAGUGAUUCAACAGAUUCCAGAAUCACCUUUUCCGUCAGUAAAACUGGUUCUGGAAAAAUUGUUGAAGUCGAAAUUCGAUUAUCCCCAGGUACCUGCUUUGACGGUGGUAAAUUUGUCAUCAGGACAGAACAGGGCGCAUUUGAGAUAAAGACACAAGUUAACGAUGGACCAAAUCUUAUUCUAUUACCAACUACUUCCGUCUCGUCUGUUGGAGCCAGAUUGGUCCUUAAAGGUAUAUAUUGCAUAGCAGAUGGCGCACAAACCGUCACUGUGAUAAUGUCCGGAAAAUCAGAAAAUGAACGUCUUCAGACAGGCAGUAGAGUCGAAAUUGGUAAUUCCUCUGAAUACUUCAUCUUUGAUUUAAAACUGAACGUCUUGGAACUGGUAUAUGUGAAGAAGGGUACCGUCUGUCCGGACCACAACAAAACGUUGGCAAUAACCGUGCAAAAUGAUAAUGGAGUCGAUCUGCUGGAUAUCUCGACAAGAAUGCGAGUCAAAGCAAAUCAAUACCGCAUCUCAACAACCGGUGGCUCUUUUCAAGAGAACGCAGAGGAUAAAGUUAUAAUAUUCGCUGCAAGUUUGGGAUGUAGGCCAACAAUUCAAAAUGUCAAAUUAACAAUUAAUGGAAAACAUGACCUGUCACAGGCUGACGACAUCUUUGGUGGUUACCAAGUGAGCAACGAGACUGGCGAGAUGUCCAUCGUUAAAGAAUACCACUUAGAUGUAGUAACGUUGCGGGACAACGGGACAGGUCUAAAAUUAACCAUAUCUUUCACUGACGAUGAUGGUGGUUUAAGAUUUCUUACAGAAACAGUGACUGUGCUUGUCAUCCCAGGCGAGUUCUGUGAAGGUAAAACACAUGGGUGCAACUUUAAACAUCCGUACAGAUACGAUCAAUACGUUGCAUGUGGUGAUGACGUCAUUGCAGCUAUCGAUUCCUGUCCGGAGCACGGGCAAAUCUUCAAGGCGUCCAAUUGUACAGGAUUCUGCGAGUAACAGCAUCAAAUUCAUUGAAGACGAACGCAUUUGUUUUCGAUCUUUUUUCACGUUGGUUUUGUUUUCAUUUGUCUUAGCAAAGACUAUUUUCCGAAUUUCAACGACAAUGUUAAACAUUAUUGUGUAUCGUAUGGUUUAGAGGCUUACCAAGAUAGGGGCUAGAUCAUUGAAAAUUAAUCAUAAUUUAAAUGUCAUUAAAAGAUAAAUUCGUCUACAUUUAAUGGAUUGAAUCAUGUUCAAUUAUAUGUCACAUCAUUUUGUUGCGUUUAUGUUUCACGUCCACUCAUUUUUCGUUGUAUUCAAUUCAAAUUAAUGCAUACAUGUUAAAUAUUUUAUUGAAUUCAAUUCACGUUCAUACAUCAUACGUGCCUGUCAAUCAGUGUUUUAUUUCAAUCAAUUGAACGUAACUAGAAUAACAUAUUUCUAAAUCGAUUUUCUCAAAAUGUAUUAAUUUAAUUGAAAAUUCAUUCAGUAUAACUUCAUUUUGUUUCUUUCUGUUAAUGUCCAUUUCAAUUAUUCAUAUUUUGAUAUAUGUAUUUCAGAUUUAAUAUUUUUGUGUUCAAUUAUCAUCAAUCCCCCACUCUUUUUAAGAACGUCUUUGAUACUGUAAUAUACUACACACAUAUGAUUUAAUUCAAUUGUGUAGUAAAUAUAUUUGUAUUUUAUAUGUUGUUCAAUAUUUUAUUAAUGAUGUACAUUGAAUCUUUAAAAGCACUCAAAAAAACGUAUACCCAAUUGUUCAAAGAGUGAAGAUAAGGUAUUUUUUAUCUUGUUAUUUUUUUCUAUAUAUUCUAUAAAGACUGCUAACAUAAUUGUUUAUUUUGUUUUAUAUACAUUUAGAACUUUGUUCAAUAUCAAAGUUUGGAAAAUAUAUCUUGUUUACCCGUUACAUUCAUUUAUUUAUUAUAUGAAUGGUGGUCUGUUUUAUACGGAACUAAGAGUUGUCUCCCUCUACACGUCUCAAAAUCACGUCCCUCACAUCGUUAUGAGAUUCGUAGUGAAAACAAGCUCAUUCUUUACUUGCCAUUGAUGAUAAAGUACUUGUUGAACACCAAUUAGGAGAAAUAGCAACACAUAAGAAAUAUCCUUACAAACGGACACGGAAAAAUAAUUAAUAUUUACUACAAAUCACAUUUUCCGAAAUAAUAAUAAACAUAAAAUAAUAGCAUGAUACAUGUAACAUUUCCAAUCUUGAUACAGAUAAGUCAGAGUUUGCAGUGUUGUAUAUAAGGCCAUACAGUGUAAUGUCAACGUUCCUAAUAUUUAAUUCAUAGAUAACGUAUAUAUGAUAUUUAUUUUUCAUAAUACCCUACACACUAUCCAUAUCUUUGUAUCUUUGUAUAUUUUCUUAUAUUAUAGAAUAUGUAUAUUAUAUAUAUGUGUGUGUGUUAUACAAAUGAGAAGUUUUUAAAGGUUAGUCAAUUUGUUUCUUCGAUGGUAUGUGAUAAUAAUGUGUUAUAAAAUACCAAAUGCCGGAAAAUCUAUGUAUACGUGUUUAGUUUAGUAUAGUAUUUAGUAUUAUAAUACAUGUAAUAACCCACCUAUUAGGUGUGAUUGAGUCUAUGCAGGAGUUUGUUAACAGAAGACCAGGUAAAAUAGUUUGGUUCGUUACAGUAUAAAGACUGUUUUCUACUGAUACCGACGAGUGUAUGUCAUGCAUGAAUGAUAGAAUGAAAAGCACGGGUAUAUAUUUCUCAGAUACCUGUUCUAAUAUAUAGAAUGUAUUAACAUGUGACACUUCAAUAAAAUAAAUGAUUGAUUGAUUGAUUGAUUGAUUGAUAUAUAAAACAAAGUUUGUAGAUGGAUGGAAGGAUGAGUGAAUUGAUGGAUGAAUGCGAAUUAAUUAAUUUAUUUAUUAAUCCAAGCUGUUGAAAUCAAAUACAGAACGAAUGAAUGAAUGAAUGAAUCAAUCAAUCAAUCAAUCAAUCAAAGAAUUAAUAAAUAAUUACUUUUCUGCAAACCUAACACAAAACAUCCACAAAGUACAGUACAUGUAUAUAUUACAUAAACAAUGAAAAUUAUAAUGAACCUAAAAAGACUGAAUAUGACCAAUUCUAAAAAGGAAUCGCACAAAUAUUUGAACAAAUUUGGGUAUUUAUCACGAUAUGAUUUUAACAACUGGGCCUUGUUCUUUAUAUUUAUACAAAAUACUCAAAUUCAAUGAAUAAAACAUUCCAAAACUGCAA
Molecule: messenger RNA, 5068 nt
Organism: Mizuhopecten yessoensis (Yesso scallop)
Lineage: Eukaryota; Metazoa; Mollusca; Bivalvia; Pectinida; Pectinidae
Exons: 24
Coding region: 372-2882 (836 amino acids)
Source: RefSeq, a predicted model, not a curated record